UGGGAAGGGGCCGGUCCAGCCCCCCGGGCGAGCCGAGGCUUCGCCGUGCGCGGGGCCGGCAGGAUCCCACCGCCGCCGGGCUGCUCGGGUCUGCGGGAGCACCCGGGGCCCGGAGGACAGACACAUCCCCGGCGGGGCCGUUGCAGAGGGACCGGACCAGGGGGUGCCCCCCCGCAAGGGACACCGCAGAGGCUCGGGGGGCUCCGGAGAGAAGCAGCCGGGGGGCUCCGGGGACACAGCCCUGCCCCGGGGGGGCGUCCAACUGCGGCACAGCCCAUGGCUGAGGAUGGCAGGGCCAGUGGUCUUGCCGGGGAGGGCAUGAGCCUCCCCGCGGGUGCUGCGGAGGGGUCCAGCUGCCCGGAGGAUGUCGAGGCGCUAGUGACAGGGGCCGACGCCAUGGCUGCGUUCAAAGCCGGGAAUGUGGAGGAGCUGUAUGAGCUGCUAGACACUCUGGGCAGCGGGCACUUUGGUGUAGUGAAGCGGUGCCGGGAGCGUGGGACAGGGACCUUCUACGCCGCUAAGUUUGUGAAGACGCGGAAGUGCCGGGGCAGCCUCCGGGGGCUGGGCCGUGAGCAGGUGGAGCGUGAGGUCGGCAUCCUGCAGCAGCUGGAGCACCCCAACAUCAUGCGCCUGUACGACCUCUUCGCCAGCAAGGCCGAGAUGGUGCUGGUGCUGGAGCUGAUCUGCGGCGGGGAGCUCUUUGACUUCAUCGCUGCCAAGGAGAUGCUGACAGAGGCCGAGGCCAUUGAGUUCCUGGAGCAGAUCCUACGUGGAGUCGCCUACAUGCACUCCCAGCACAUCGCCCACUUUGACCUCAAGCCGGAGAACAUCAUGCUGCUGGAGAAAGAUGUGCCCAACCCAAAGAUCAAGAUCAUUGACUUUGGUCUGGCACAGAAGUUGGAGGAUGGCACGACCUUCAAGAGCCUCUGCGGCACCCCGCAGUACAUUGCUCCAGAAGUGAUCAACUAUGAACCGCUGAGCUCGGCUACGGAUAUGUGGAGCAUUGGGGUCAUCACCUACAUCCUGCUGAGCGGCAUGUCGCCCUUCCAGGGCGAGACGGAUGCCGAGACCCUAACUAAUGUGGUGGCCGGCAGCUACGAAUUCGAGAACAAGUACUUCAGCCAGACCAGCGAGAUGGCCAAGGACUUCAUCGGCCAGCUGCUGGUCAAGGAGCCGGGGGACCGAAUGACUGCGGCUGAGAGCCUCGUCCACCCCUGGAUCAAGCCCCUGAGCCGGAAGCAGGUUGCGAACCGCAGUCGGUCCUCCAUCAACAUGAAGAACUUCCGCAAGUUCAACGCCCGCAGGAAGUGGAAGCUCUCCUACAACAUGGUGUCUGCCUGCAACCGCCUCUGCCGCAUGAAGCUCCUGUGCAACCAGAGCAAGGCUGACGAGCCCCUGCGCAGCUGCGAGAGUGACCAGGAGGACGAGCCCACCAGCCCAGUGACCUUGCUGCGCCGGCGGAGAAGCAGCUGUUCCUGAUGGCCCUGCCCGUGGCUCCGGCAGCUCCUGGGACCCCUGGCCUCCUCGGGGGGCAGCACCAGCCUGGAGGGAGGGCACCUGCACUUGCCCCCAAUGGCUGGGAUCCAUUCAGCAGAAAGGGGCAUGGACUUUGGGUCUGGGGGCCUGAUCCAGGCUCCCCUCCAUCCUAAAGGGCAGGGGGGUGCUGAGGGCAUCUCCUGCUUCCCCAGGGCAGGUGGGGUAUGUGAAGGGGGGGGCGUUUAACCUUUGCAUUGCUGCUCACUAUUCGGAGACACCCCCCCACCGCUGCUGUGCACCCCCCCCAACCAGGAGCACCUUCCCUUUCCCACCUCUGGGGGUCCCUUGGGAUGUCGGUCACCCCCUGGCCCCUUUUGAGACGGCACAUGGGGACAUGCCACUCCUCCACUCGCUUGCACUGAGUCCCAUUUGCCCCCUUUCUUUCCUCCAGCGCAUGCGGUGUUAAUCCUCCACUAAACACCCCCCCCACCCCCUCCUUAGUGGGGUCUACACACUGUGACACUGGGGCGGGGGGCAAUAUGGCUUCCCUCCCCCUCACUGCUACCCUUGCACUGCACUGGACUGCACUGCAUGGCGGCACUCAGAGGGCUAAUAGGCCUCAGGUCAGCUGUGGGGAGCUCCUGGCUGGGAGGGUGCUCUCCCUGCCCCUCACUGCAUGUGUCUCCCCUUCCCCACUGGACUAUUUUAUUUUUAAAGGAAUAAAAAUGGACCCUGUCCCCUG
Messenger RNA from Alligator mississippiensis (American alligator), 2218 nucleotides. RefSeq names its product death-associated protein kinase 2. Gene Ontology annotation, cellular component: cytoplasm; nucleus. Lineage: Eukaryota; Metazoa; Chordata; Crocodylia; Alligatoridae. Gene Ontology annotation, biological process: positive regulation of apoptotic process; intracellular signal transduction; protein phosphorylation. The record is from RefSeq and is a predicted model, not a curated record. Gene Ontology annotation, molecular function: protein serine/threonine kinase activity; ATP binding. Bases 277 to 1479 code for a protein of 400 amino acids. The transcript is spliced from 13 exons.